GAUUCUCCUACAGGAUUGAGUCAACUGGUCUAAGACUUUUAAGUACCCAGAGGGAUGACUCUGGCUAUUAUCGCUGUCUUGCUGAUAAUCAAGUUGGUACUGACAGUCAAUCAGUGAGAGUAAGGGUAGAAGGUCCUCCAAUGGCAGUAAGUAUAUCCCCAACUCUCUUCAUUGCUGGAAGCACUGCUUAUAUCAAUUGUCAGAUAUUCUAUGACUUCCCUCAGUCAAUCUUUCAGUGGUAUGACGUUGCUACCAAUGCUCUUCUCCUCCCACCACGCUUCACUACACUGUCCAAUGGGACCCUCAUUGUUUCUCCUAUUGAGGGAAGCGACCACAAGGAGUACCUGUGUAGUGCUAGUAAUCAAUACGGAACCUCUUCAGUCUCUCAGUUCAUCACUGUGCAUGUUCAUCCUCAGCCUGGCUUUUCAGAAAGCAAUGGAGUCUUUGGUAUCUUGGAUGACAGUUUUUCCUUCUCUUGUACUGCCACUGGUAGACCCAGUCCAACACUAGCACUCUACACUCCUGAUGGAGGAGAAGCAGACUCAACAAUGUUUGAUCCUAGUACGGGUACAUUCACUACGACCAGUUUCCAGGUGAUUCACUCUGGUUCAUACAACUGUGAAGCUACUAAUAUAGUUGGAGCGACGAACGCUACCCUUGAGGUGGGGAUAAGGGGAGCUCCCCCUCGUCUCCCUGCAGUCAAUCCUCUAGGAUCAAGAGAAAUGAGA
Messenger RNA from Amphimedon queenslandica, 728 nucleotides. Its product is annotated as matrix-remodeling-associated protein 5-like. The annotation marks the transcript as partial. Gene Ontology annotation, biological process: homophilic cell-cell adhesion. The transcript has 3 exons. Gene Ontology annotation, cellular component: plasma membrane. NCBI's taxonomy places the organism in Eukaryota, Metazoa, Porifera, Demospongiae, Haplosclerida, Niphatidae. The record is from RefSeq and is a predicted model, not a curated record.